Tremella mesenterica DSM 1558 is the source of this 687-nucleotide messenger RNA. RefSeq lists its product as uncharacterized. The record is from RefSeq and is a predicted model, not a curated record. Bases 1 to 687 code for a protein of 228 amino acids. NCBI's taxonomy places the organism in Eukaryota, Fungi, Basidiomycota, Tremellomycetes, Tremellales, Tremellaceae. The transcript has a single exon.
AUGACCAACACUCGUGCCGCAGACCCUCGUAUCGCAAUCUCACAACAUAUUAUCGAACAAGGUAUCCUUGCGGAUACACACGACACCUGCAAUGAUUGCUUGGCGGCACUACGACACAAUGGUACAAUCCGUGAAGCUCAACCAUGCUAUUAUAUGUUGGAUGGUGUACUUGGUAAAUGUGCAAGAUGUACUCGACACGGUCGCACCUGUUACGUACACAAUCACAAUGACAAAACUGAUGGCCUACGUACUCGGCCUGUGAAGAACAUCUUUGCUGUAUAUCGUAGUGACGAGGAACUUGCAACCGCACGAUCUCGACUCGAAGCGUAUAACAUCAAGCACGAUAUCAAGCGUAACACCGUACAAACUACGCCUGCAAUCCCUACAAUCCCUACCUUCUCGAUUGUUCCUGCGACCGUCGCUUCUACACCCACGACGAUCCCUACGCCCGCAACGAUCCCUACAAUUGCAACAUCUACGAUCAAAGAGCUACGUAUUGCAUGUCAGAAGCUUGCGGAUGUACGUGAAGUCGUCACCAAUUCUGAAGAAGUACCUCUCUCAUUUGCUGCACAACUUGCAGAAUUCGAACUCAAACUCGAAUCAUACGCUUUCUCUUCCCGUGAUCUUACCCGAUCGCACAAUCCUGUUGAAGUCGUAUCGUCAAACAUUGCUCCUGUCAACUCGUGA